[Torrubiella] hemipterigena is the source of this 603-nucleotide messenger RNA. Lineage: Eukaryota; Fungi; Ascomycota; Sordariomycetes; Hypocreales; Clavicipitaceae. The record is from the annotation of a GenBank genome assembly.
AUGGCACAACUCACUAUAACCCUUGAGGAGCUAGAAGCUCACAAUACAUUGGAUUCACUAUGGAUCGCAGUUCAUGGAAGCGUAUAUGAUCUCACGAAUUUCGUAUCAGAUCACCCUGGUGGUGUUGACGCGCUACACACCUGCGCUGGGUCUGAUGGUACCGAGGCCUACGACUACGCCAGCCACAGCAAAUCGAAUAUGAAGAAGAUGCAGCAAUAUCUCGUCGGCAAGUUGGAUGGCUACACAGAGGCAGAGCAAACAGACCCUCCCGUUCCUACACAUAUUAAGACAGUGAAUAAGGGUCAUUCAAGAGCACUGCCCCGGAAACCACUGGCCCUUGCUGCGUCGAGCAUCUCUACCGCCCUCGCGCUCGCCGCCCUUCGACAACGAGGCGUGUUCCGAACAUUGACUUUUCCCCUCAUGCAGCUAGGAGCUGGCUCAACACAAAAUGCAGGCUUGCCAUUUUGGGCUGGCAUGGCAUUGGCAUCGAUAGUUAGCUGCGCGGGAUUCCUUCGCUUGUACAAGCUGUACCAGUCAACUCUAGACUACCAGAAUGAUGUAUUUAGCUUCCCACCCGUGAUACCGCGCAAGGCGCGAAAGUAG